Molecule: messenger RNA, 1429 nt
Organism: Adelges cooleyi (spruce gall adelgid)
Lineage: Eukaryota; Metazoa; Arthropoda; Insecta; Hemiptera; Adelgidae
Gene: vermilion
Product: tryptophan 2,3-dioxygenase
Exons: 9
Coding region: 155-1234 (359 amino acids)
Molecular function (GO): metal ion binding; L-tryptophan 2,3-dioxygenase activity; heme binding
Source: RefSeq, a predicted model, not a curated record
UGACUACUAUAAAAAAGGGCGAAGGACCUUAGUUAUUAAUCAAUUAAACGUACAAAUAGACACUGCAGUGACAGUUACAUUUUUUUGUAUCUUUGUAAACCAUCAUUACUAAUACUAUUACUUAGAAAAAUAAAUACUUAACUAAUAUUAGAAAAUGAGUUAUGUUAACGGAAAUGAAAGAAUUAUUAUUGACCGCCAAAACAAAAAAUGCAAAAUCAACGAAGCUCGGAGCUACACCGAAUACUUAAAGCUCGAUAGGCUUUUAUCGUCACAAAUAAUGUUAAGUCCACAGCGGAAUAUCGUCACUUACGAUGAGCAUCUUUUUAUUAUUACUCAUCAAGCGUUUGAGCUUUGGUUCAAACAGAUUUUGUUUGAGAUUGAUUUAAUUAGAAAAUCGUUUACAAUCAAUCUUUGGGUAAAAGAGCCAGAAAUGUUUAAUGUAUUUAAACGUAUUGGUAGAAUUACAACAAUAUUCAAGCUACUAUUAGAGCAUUUUAGUGUAUUGGAGUCAAUGCAUCCCUGUGAUUUUGCAGAAUUUCGUGAUCUCUUAACGCCAGCAUCUGGAUUUCAAAGCCUUCAGUUUCGUUUGAUCGAAAACAAAUUGGGAUUGAAGACGGAAACCCGUGUAUGCUGUAGUCAAUCAUAUCCCGAGUGUUUUGACGAAACACAACGUCUAGAAUUUGAACGAACGGCGGCCGAACCGACUUUAUUCAUGUUGGUUGGACAUUGGCUGGAAUGCACUCCUGACUUGCUUGACGAUGCAGUUUGGGAACGUUAUCGAAAGGCAGCCGACCGCUGGUUACAAGACUCGAAAAAGAUCGGCAUUACACGUUUGGAGAAACGCCGCCAAAUUUUGAGUACCGUGUUCGAUAGCGAUCAACACAAAGCACUGGUCGAACAGGGUCAUAGAAUUUUGUCUCACAAGGCAUUAAAAGGCGCCAUUCUAAUAUACUCGUACCGUCAAGAAAAUGGUUAUGGGUUAGCGAAUCGAAUACUAGAAUCACUUGUUGACUUAGACACUAUUCUAUCUAAAUGGAGAUACCACCAUCUUGUAAUGGUUCAUAAAAUGAUCGGAUCUCAUAAUUUAGGUACAGGUGGUACUAGCGGAACUGAAUACCUAAAAUCGACAUUAAGCGAUUCGUAUAAGAUGUUUAUCGAUUUGAUAAACUUACCAGCGCUUUUAAUACCAUCUUCAUACCUACCACCGUUAAUAAAGACCCAACAAGAACUAUAAACCACCAGAUUCUUACAUUUUUCAAUAUGCGGCAUCCCAAACAAAUUAAAACGGUGAUGUAUGUUUUGCAAUCUUUUUUAUGAUUUUCAAUUUAACUUCUCUGUUUUGACUUCAAUAAUUCAUUCAAACUAUACUUAAUACAGUGGCACGUGUAACGGUAUUUCAAUACAAUAUAUUAACCAAGUCUUAUCUUAA